CCAGGAACCCGUCAGGAAGAAGAAAAACAAAACAAACCCGAGAGAGAAUUGUAACAGCGUGUGGACUCCAUUGAAAAGAGGACCUUAUUAUCUCCAACAGGGGAACAUACGCGAGGUCCGACACGAAGCAAGAUGUAUGCGUGGGCGUCCUAAAAUCAAAGCAUACAGAGAACCACAGCAGAUCUGAAGAGACCAGACGAGGCAGAGCCCAAAUACUGACACCCCCAUCUCCCCUCCCCCCACCCCCCCAGCCUUACAGGCUGUAUCCACCAGAUCUUCUCUUUUAGCAGUAAUUCUUUGUGCUGAUCUGACAACUUCGGACCACUGGGACUGGACAGAAGGCCCCAGUGAUCCACCCAGCUGGAGCUCUAAGCUUUUCCUGAUAAUGCCUCUGCCCAGCAUCAUUGGGAUGGAGCCUCCCUUUGCCGACGCCUUUCAGAACUACUCUUUUGCUGACCAGGCCCUCACCAGCACUGACCUGCUCGCUACCAACUCUGACCCAGAUUUCAUGUAUGAAUUGGACAGAGACAUUACCCACCGGCAGAGCCCCUUAGGGGACAGCAUUGUGGGAGUCGGGGAUGGAGGCAAGGAGACGGAGAGCUGUGUGGAUCAACUCAUGGGUAUGAGCGAGAGUGAGACGGUCCAUAGCAGCUCCGCGUUCGAACAGUGGGACUCCUACUGGGAGGACCUUACCAGAUACACACGGCUGGCCAGCUGUGACAUCUGGGGCACCAAAGAGGUGGAUUUCCUUGGAUUAGAUGACUUCUCUAGUCCCUACCAGGAUGAGGAAGUGAUUGGUCAAACCCCGACCCUGGCUCAGCUCAACAGCGAGGAUUCGCAACCUGUGUGUGAGGCACUCUACCCCCCUGCUGAUAUGACCCUGCAUGCCCCUCCGCUGUCCCAGCUUCCCUGUUACAGUAAGAGACCCCUGAUCCCUGGCCAAGGAUUUGGCCCCGGUUCUGCACGGUGCUCUCCAAGCUCCACAUCCUCUUCACGUUCUUCCCGCAGCUUUCUCCCAGACUUUCCUGAAAGCUCCCAAAAAGCCACCAGACCUGUCCCCUCCAGCACCGAGACUAUGUCCAAGACCCAGAGCCUCCUCAGUCUCACCAAGGACCACAGCCAAGCGCAAGCCAAGCACCUGGGGCGAGGAACCAAGAUGGCAGCCCCAACUUCUAUCGGCACUGACUUUGUGCGGAAGGCGAAAGUACGUGUGAGUGCUGUGCAUAAAACUCAGCUCCACAUGCCCUCCCAGAUGGAUAUUGAGAGGUCAGAUCCACCUCUACCUCUCUCCCAGCCCCAAGACGAGAAGGCCUGCACUUCAAUGAGCGCGACCUUGGUGGUAAUUCCUGCUGCUGCAGCCAGUGUCUCUCCCAGCCUGAUGAGCUACGAGAGGAGUGCAGAGGGGGCAGGGAGGAGGGAGAUACCUGUAGGUUGGUCUGCCACCGUGCCUCAAGUGGCUGAGGCGAGCCAGGCCCUGGAGGGCAGCACCUCGGAGCUGGUCAGUGGCGGAGAUAGUGUGGCGGGGGCUAGUGGCAGUGUUCUGACUGCCGAGGCCACUGAGAAGAGCAAGGAGGAAGAGCACAACUACUCUCUCUUCCUGACCCGCAGCAGACUGGCCGGCAGAGCCCACUCCCUGCUGGAAGAGGACGAGGAAGAGGAGGAGGAGGAGGAAGACGAGGAAGAGGCGGAGGAGGAGGAAGGCGAUGGGCUUGAGCUAGAUGACGAAGACCACGAUGAGGGUUUCGGCAGCGAGCAUGGGCUGUCUGAGAUGGAGGAGGAGGAGGAGGAGGAUGAUGAGGAGGAGGAGGAGGAGGAGGAGGAGGAGGAGGAUGAAGACUACGAAGCUGACAAGGACGACGACAUGAGUGACGCCUUCUCUGAGCCAGGCUGUGACAUGGAGCUGAUGGACGACAUUAAAGGUCUGACAGCAGGAGUCUCCAGCCGGAAGAGAGGCAAGCGUCGCUACUUCUGGGAGUACAGCGAGCAGCUCACCCCCUCCAAACAGGAACGUAUGCUCAAGCCGUCUGAGUGGGACAGACACACGCUGCCUAGCAACCUGUACCAGAAGAAUGGGCCUCUCCAUGGGAAGUAUAUGCUGAAGAAGUCUCGCCGCACAGACGUGGAAGACCUGACUCCCAAUCCACGCAAGCUGCUGCAGAUCGGCACCGAGCUCCGCAAACUGAACAAGGUGAUCAGCGAUUUGACCCCCGUUAGUGAGCUGCCGCUGACCGCACGACCACGGUCACGCAAGGAGAAGAACAAGCUGGCAUCCAGAGCUUGUCGUUUAAAGAAGAAGGCCCAGUAUGAAGCAAACAAGGUGAAGCUCUGGGGACUCAGCACAGAAUACGAUCGGCUGCUGUUUGUGAUCAAUGCCAUCAAGGAGGAGAUCGUUGCCCGAGUGGAGGACUCUACUCCACGUCUGACCAACAUGGCGGACACUCUGGAUCAUCUCAUCCAGGAGACGCUCGUGGCAUCACCUGUUGCUGGGGAUUCUUCAGACUUCGUCAACAAGAUCUUGGAGAACACGGGACGCGGGGAUCCCACCGGUGGACUAGUCGGACUGCGAGUCCCAACCUCCAAAAUCUAGACAAACCUUAGUCCACUGAGAGGAGUGUGCUAAAUAUUACCACCGUGCUGUCCCAUUGUAACUAUCUCCCCUCUGCAUGCCCCUCCAACCCAGAGUACAUACACAUUGUUAGUCACACAAACACACAUACCACUCCCUGUGUGUGUGUAUGUAUGUGUGCUUGUUCCAGCCAUGCACCUGUGUGGCAUACACCCUAGCUUACUGUCUCUGCACACUGCGCAGAGUCAGUGCGUCAUUGUCUCCCAACCCAUCGUAAGUGUCUGUUGGGAAAAGCGCCUCUAAAAGAAAGUGAUGGUUAGGUGUAUAGCUGAUGGCACGACCUAAAUCCACUGGUGAUUUUUAGAUGUGUUUAACAUAGUGUUGUGUAGGGUCGGAUCUGUCGGAGGUCCGCUUGCAGGGCUGACACGGAGACGGUCACACGAGUGAGACCACUGGAAUACUUUCACACAAAUUGUUUGAGGUUGUAAUGACAGAGGAAGAAUUGUUACAUGUCAGACACCAUCAAAGGUUGGAAAAAGUUCCAGUUAUCAUUUCCUCUAAGAGGCUCACCUUACAUGGCAACAAAUAUUAACUCCAGGAUGUUAAAUUGACCCACUCAUUAAAGUACUUUGGUAAAAACAGCUUUGGUUGCCAAGACAGCUGCAGAGAAAAAAAAGAAAAAGGAGCUUGCUCCGAGGCGUUUUCGGGGUGGCAGGAAUUAUUUUGUAUUGAAGGCCUAAAUAUGUUCAUGCCAUCCCCUGUUUGCCAAUCAGGUCUGCUGUUGUUAAAAUGUAGGAGUUAACUUUAAGCAAAAUUUAGCUUGAAACAAAAAAGCAGUUGAUGCUUAAAGUUAAAAUUUGACUUUAACAAUUAAGCGUUAGACAUCCUGCUGGCUUGACGUUCGCAGCAGGCAGGACGAAGCUUAAUGGCUCAUUUUGACUACGUUAACUUAAACAACAGGAGGUAGUUGACCACGUGGAGAGGAAGUGCAUGUAGUUUGGUGCUUUUUGGCCUUGUGCUGGCUAUAACUGGACUGGGCGAAAUGGACAUUUUGCCAGAAUGGGAGCGGACUGAGGAAGAUGGUGAGGAUGAUGAUGAUGAUAGUGAUCCAUCUCCUCUAGGAAACUGUACAUAAAAGAGUCUCCCAGUGCACCGGCUCCCCUUUUUGUACAGAGAUGACCAGGCUAACAGUUUGGUGUGUUCAUACUAGUGUUUGAUCAGAGUUCUAUUCAUUGUGCCUUGUGUAUGUAUGUGUGUGUUUCUGUAGUCUGAGUGAGUGUGUGAGACGGACUGAACGAGAAAGGGUGAUUGGUCAGAACUCCCUGAGGUCCAGCCAGGAGGGGACUACUUUACACUGAGGGCGAUUGUUAGUGAGUGCGAGGAGGGAGACAACUGUGGAGUUUGUCAAAUUUCAGUUGUCUAAAGAUAUUCUGAAUGUACAUAAAAAUAAGUGGAAGCUCUCGUUGCGUCAUGCCACAGAGUCUGUGUGUGUAUAGGAGAGCUCUGCAAUGGAUUACUUUUGGUUUUUGGUACUCUGUUUUGAGGGAUUGGGGGGGGGGGGGGGGGAGGGGGGGUUAACAGAUAUUUUCAUUUAGAGUUACAAAAAAUAUUUGCACACUAUAUUUUGAUUGUUUUUUGUACCAAAGACACAUGCAACGAAAUGGCGACCAGCCAGUUAAAGUAAGGUUUUGCACAGCUUACCUGACGCCGUAUUGAAUGUAAGAAAUGUGGGAGGGUCAGGGAACUUCAUAGAACUGUGAAAUUAGCUUGGGUCCAAUUCUGUACAGAAAAGGAACAUUCAUUCAUUUUUUUUAUCUGAAAAUUAACCCCAUCUAUGGGCUUCUCCAGUAGAUGUGUUGCUUACCAGGCACUUCAUUCCUGAACUGAUUCCUCCCUCCACAUGCUAAUUGUUUUAAUGGCGCUAUCUAGGACAGAAACCAAGAGCGCUAGUAGAUAAGCUAUGUUACGUUUUUGUUUUGACAAAAUGUCACCAACAAUAACCAAAAUGUUUUGUUCCUGUUGUCACUUGUUUGAUUUCUGUACGUAGACGAGGUUUAGUUCAUCAACAAAAUAUUAACUGAAUUGUGUUUUAAAGUACUGUAUAUAGAAACCUUAAUGCUAUAUCUAUCAAUGAUGAAAUGCCACUUUUCAUGACAAUUGAUUAAUUUUUAAGCAUGACACAUUUCUAAAAAGCCUAUCCUUGCAUCAAGAAAGUUAGAGGGAAAAAAACACAAAAACCAAAAAAAAUAAAGUUCUUGUUAUAUUUUUGUACUUUAGCUGCCUGUUAGCUUCCCUGUUUGGAAGUAUUUGUUGAGUGGGAAGAAGGAGAUGUGGAGGAAAAGAGGAGAACGAUCUUAAAGAGCAGCUAGAUGAUCUGAUAGUUUGAUAUAUAUAUAUAAACUGACAAUUGACGCCUUUGGUCUCCUUUGCUGGUUGAGGGAUGUACAGAGAAUUAUUCAAGACGCCGUGCAGCAGAGCAAUGGUCUAGUUUGAAUGAUAAAUAAAGAGAAUGAGGACAUGCUGUCCUUUGCCAGGACAGGGUCUUGUCCAGGAGAGCGAGAAACUCACAGGACAACAGUGUGGAGAUGUUAAAGCAGUCGCUGUAAGAAAGCCAAAGCCAUUUGAGUCUGUCCCAGAUUGAUCUGGAUUCAGCACUGUGCAUUGUCCAUUGUCAUUCAAAUUUUCACACGUAUUCCCUCUUUGGCCAUGAAAUUGAUUGGAUUUUACAUUUCCUGGGAUUGGCACAGCUGCCUUUUGAGGUCGCGUUGCUCAAUUUUAUCUGCCUGGCCUUGUCUACGGUCCUCAGCUCACGUCCUUCCUGACCGUUCACAGCAGCAAAGAAUAACUUUCGUCACCAAAACAGACGGGGGGUUACAAUAUCCGGGCCACAAAUUGGCAGCAUGUCCUACCUUUAGAAAAUGCAUGAUGCCUGUAUGCUUGCCUCCCUGCUGGCUCCCUGCUGCCUCCUCAGAGGAAAUGCCACCAUUCCCAGGAAUUAAAAAAUUCAAUCAGAGUCAUUCUGUUAGCGGGCGAAUACAAAUAAAUAAUACACAGGGAUAAAUUCAGGUUAGUUUGAGGGGAAAGUACUCCUUCACAGAAUGAACUCUGAUGUCUGAUGAUGGAGAUGCAGAGCUUUGGUCUUUCUGUAUCGUGUGAUUGAAUAACAGCUAGUGCUACAUAUAUAUAUUUUUUACUGAUUUCUGUUCCGUCUAAAAAGGGAGAAAUGGUGCUUUUUUAUGAAACUAGAAUGAUGAGUAUCCUCGACUCUUAUUUGACUUCUUAGUUUUAGUUGUAGCCUAAUGACUUGCUCUCCCGUCCAUAGCUAUUUUCUUAGUAGUGAUUCAUUUUUGUAAAUAGACUAUAAGUUAAAAUGUAUCUUCUAAAUGUUAGAUAUAUGUAUAGAAUACUCUAUCUUAUAUGUUUGAAAACAAAAGCACUUUGUCCAAAAAAGGAAAAAAACAAAAAAAACAAAAGAAAAAGAAAAAGCAUUUUUUUCUUCCAUUUGCUGCUAAAAGGCCUAGUGUGAAUGCUGCAAGUGUACUUGAUGACUACUUGCUAGGAUAAGUCUAUUACCUGACUUGGCUAGGUCUAUAAAUGAGCAGGGAAUAGGUGUAUGUCCUGACGAGGGUUAGGUCUACAUGUUUCUGAAGCCAUGUAAUGAUAUGAGUGUUGUAUGAGCGUGUAUCAUUGCUUGGCUUUGGGAAGCCCAGUCUCUUGACAGGAUAGGUCUAUUUCCUGGUCAGGAACCGUGUGGAUAGUGUGUUUGUGGUCUUAAAAAAAAAAAGAGGGUUUUGAUUCUAGGGCCCCUACUUUGAUCCUGAUGCUGACCCCUUGGUGUCAUGAUUAAUUUGCCUUCAGUAGAGGUUUCCUAUGGAAAAACUGAUUCUGCUUUGGCUUCCUCUUCAGGGUGAUGUACAGUGUAGACACAUUUCUCCAGAGAGCUAUAUUGUUAUCAUUUGUAAACUGAUUUCUACUUGUGACUUAAUGAGGAGGGGGUUUAGCCUAUGGCGGCCGGGAAGAGCCCGUAUGAAAGAUGUUGUUCUGGGCCGCCUUAGGGGAAGUUACUAUAUCACUGUACUGUAUGGCAAGCCAGUUACAAAUGGAGACUCAAUCCGGACACUUAUUGCCUUUUUGAACUUUUCACUUCCACACAAACAAAAAUAAUAAGUUGGUGAACAUGUCAGUUGCCAAGGGGUGUGCCCGAGGUUUAUGACAUUGUUCUGCUAAUAUACAGUCAACAACAACAACAACAACAACAACAACAACAACAAUAACAACAAUAAUACCAAAACCAUUCAGCCUGAUUGGCUCACAACAACCUUGACUGAAGUAACAGACGUGGUUAGAUAUGUUUGAAAAAUGGUUUCAAAUUUGAAUUGAAAUUGGAAGUACUUGUGCUCAGUUGUGUCUUAUGGGACAAUAUUUGAAGCUAUUUUUUUCAGCUACAAUUUUGCCCAGGUCUGGCAGGCGGUCGGUCAGCAAUGGUUAAAGUGCCACUGCUUGGCGUGUUUUGUAGUCGCUCAUGAGGCUGAUUCAAGAAAGAGUCCUCACAGGUUUUUACAUUUAACAUGAUAGGUGCAAGCUGUGCAACUUUACAUUCGAACAAAGAGACUCUGUGGCAUUUUAACAGUCAAGGAAAUGAGUGAAAAUCCACGCCAGUAAAACUAUUCCUUAUUAUUUUUAUUUCUGAUUACAUUAAUCCUAUACAGUCAACUAUUAAGCUGAUAGUGUUAAACUGUGUGCUACUCUUGUCCAAUGAAAGCUAAGUGGAACCAUAAAGCUCUUCUUCAGCAAAUCAGGGUAAUAUCGUUCUUCUAUCUGACAUAUGUGAUGACAUAUAAAAUCUAAAGAAAAUAUAUUUAUGUAUUCCAAUUAUUGUCGCCAUUCUUUACUCUGUACAAAAUACUUUGUGUGUGUGUGUGUGUGUGUGUGUGUGUGUGUGUGUGUGUGUGUGUGUGUGUGUGUGUGUGUUAUGAAUUAUCAAUGUCAAUCAAUAUAGUGCAAUGCUCUCUACACAAACUGAAAAAAAAGGCCAACAGACUUGUCACAAGAAUUCACAAAGUUUCUCCAGAUUGGUAUUCAAACAUACACCACCUACAACAUUUUCCUCUCACAAAGGAUUUGAUUUCACAUGGUGCUGUUUACUUUUCAUUAUCCUGGAAAUCAUCAAAGAUUUUAAAUGGCAUCUGUAUUUAAGAUCUACUCACAAACACAACAGACUUCCCCCCCUCCCCCCGAUCAUUUUCAUUGAUUCGAACUGUCCCUGUUGGACCAAACAGAGGAAGAUUCUCACUCUGAACAACAACAGAAUGGAGAUUUCUGUGUUUUUGAGCUGUAUGAUCGCUAUUGUUAAGCAUACCAUUAUUAUUUAUUUUGUAAAAGUCAGACUCCUGGAUUUGAUACCACUGCCCAAAGUCACAGAGGAUUUGUAUUCCAUCUGAGAGGUACAACUUAUUGACAAUAAAUGCACACUUGUUUUGUAGACUUAAAAAGCAAGUGGGAUUUCCUUGUAAUGUUGUUAACAUGUUGGUAUUUAUUCAACUUGUGUAUUCAACAACGAUCUCCAGUAUUUGGUAACGCUUUAUUUAAUUUUUGUUUAUUUUAGUUUCCUUGAAAGAGCUACAGUAUGCCAUUUGGUAAUAGGGACAUUACUAAUUAUUAAUACAAUUAUAAUUAAUCAAUUCUAGUUUCAGCAAAACAUGUUUUUAGAGCUCAAAACUAAACUGUUUUGGUUUCAUCAGCGUAGUUUCUAGCCCCAGCUGUAAAGCUCUAAAAACCUACUGGUCUACCUGCUCAGCACCAAACAGCAGACAUUUAGCAGCUACAUAUUCAGACAUUUCCCUCAGGAGUUAGUAGAGACCAAAGCAGAGCUAUAAGAGAGUAAAUACUGGACUUAAUGUUGACCAAGUGGCCUGAAACACGACUCCAAAUGAAAUGUACUCCUUGCUAACAUGUUUAGAAGUGAAAAUACAUAACAUAGUUGUUUCCAAGAAACUUCUAAGGAUGUUAUCAGGAAAUUACAGAUCUGUAAGAUGAGCGUUACCAAAUAUAUUUGUCUCAAUACAUUUUCUUUUAAACAAACUAAAAACGACCUCCCGCUGGCUGUGAUGUCAGAUCUCAGAGUCUGGCUUCUUGUUCGGACCCAUGUGGGCUGCUUGUAAAAUCACCUUAUAUUCAGAGGUUGUAUGCUUACUGCUCCACAGGUUUCCCUGUGUAAAGAUACAUCCAGAAAUGUACUCAACAGUGGGAAUGAUGUUUCUGCAUGCCGAGUCCCCGCAUAGCACUGAGAGAAGUGACGUCUGGAGUUCUCCAUCGUCACAAAGUUCACUCACUGCACUCAGUCGAAUGAUUUCAUACUUGCUGCUAUUGAAUGAGCACAAAGAGACUUAAGUUUUUGGUUUAAGGUGUCCAUGACAUGAUAACCGUAUGUUAUUACCACACACCCUAUUUGUUUUGCACCUUUUUUCCUUCGACAGUCAACAGACCAAUAGUGUUACUCACCUUGCACUUGGUUUUUGAAUAUGAUGCCUGCUGAACCAGGUGCCUUUAUCAAAUAUAUUAGAACACAAAUCCCUACAGAAACAAGGGGCUGGGUUUCCCAAAACCUAAACUUGAAGUAUGUAAUUUUAACCCCCAAAUCAAAACAUUUUGUAUAAAAAUCAGCCUUUAUCAGCAGAUAAGCUGUUUGUCAUGUCUGCAUUCCCUUUUAAAAAUAUAACUGAGCAUAAGUGUAAACUACUUUAAUGUUUUGGGAAACCUGGUUCCGAUCUUAACUCUUUCUCUGCCCACUAUGCCACAUCAUUGUGUUUUCUGUAAUGGCUGCUGCUGCUAUCACCGCUGGUGUGUCCGAAUAGAGAAGAGCAAACUUCCACUGUGUCUGAGGCAGAGGGAGACUUGGGCCUGCUUUUUACCUAGUCAAUUACAAUGCAUUCUUCUUCUGUGGUUUUGACAUGGAGCACCGUGUUGCUGCCUCUUGAGACCUUUUUCGAGAAAAACUAAACAAAAAAAUGCAUAAAAAAGAACUUUCCGUUUCUUAACUUUGCUAUUUUGAAGUGCCAGACCCUCCUUGAAGCCAGUGUUGACACUGAGUCGCAGGGUGUGAAUGAAGCGACAAACUGAGCAUGGAGGUACACUGUGGUGCUAAUCUGUCAGUGGCUGGGUGCUAACGUGGCUGAGUUAAAAAGCUGUUUUAGCCAUAUUAUUCCUUCUGUCGAUGACUGGUCAGUCUUGUGUUUCUGACUGCUGCACUGCUGUAUGCUGACAUAGCGAGGUAUAACGCUGCUGCUUUGCUGAUGAAUGUAGACUAGUCUUCCUCGGCAGGAUCAUACAGACAGACGUGAGUGUCUGGUGGAGCUUUUCCUGUUGUGCUACUUCCUGUUAGACUUUUGUUUGGAACACAGGGGGAGACUCUUGGCGUCAGGAUCCAGAAGGAUCAUGAAUGUUGUAUCUUUAUAUGGCCGCUGUCCUGCUUCUAUGUCUAAACCUAUUUUUUACAUUAAUAUUUUGCUUUGAUAUUUAUGCUCUGACUCUGUCAAAUGUUGCAUGUUUGAAAUUUGUUUUUUUCCUAAAUUAUAUUUUAUUGCCUUUCCCCCCCCUGAUCCCAGUGUUUGUACCAUUUCUUUGAUAUUUAUUUGUUUUGUCCUGUAAAUUAACAUGUAAGGAGACAAUUUGUUGAAUCUAGACUUUAUAGCUUUUCCACUGAAGGAGGCUUUACUAAGAAUCACAGACCUAACAUGAGGUUCACAACGUGAAUCAAAGUCACAAUGAAACUGACCUUUUUACAUCAUUCCCAUGUCAUUUUAUACAACUGUAUAACUACAUCAUAAUUACGAAAUUAAUGUUCUUGUAUUUUAAAAUACAAAUAUUAUUAAAUGUACUUAUAAUAUAUUACCUCAUUAUAUACUAUCAAUGAGAUUCUUCUAAGACCCUGCUACUGCAACUGGGAGACCUAAAUGGUCAUAAAGACGAUCAAUAAUUAAUCAUUAAUAAGGCAGUAAAGAGUGCAUCAGUGAAUAGAUCAGAUUGCAAAACAAUUUAGUUUGACAGUAGAAAGAGAUUUUAGAAAUAUAAUAAAUCAGUUCAAAAAUGUAUAUAAUGCCGGACUCUUUCUUGGCACGGGGCAGUGACUUCCUGGAGUCCUGUUGUGUCUGUGUUUCACUCAUGAACAAGAGAUUUAAUAAUUUCCUUCAAUGUUUGUGUGGACGCAGAGACUUUCACCAGAUUUGCCCCUACAACAAAACUUACAUUAAAUCAUCAGAAUAUUUUCAUAGGUAUAAUUGCAUAAAAAUACCACACAUAGUGGCAUCAGUCACAGCCUUCCUGUCCUUCAGUAUACUAUGACUUUAUACUUUCUUUACAUUAUCUUCUGCCCUAAGAUGCAGUUUCAUUUUGGCUUUGAGAAAUCGCUGUCUGUGAAGCCCGUAAAGAGUUCUGUUAUUGAAGGUUUGAAGCAAUCAGACGGGGCGGUAGAGCCCUAAACCAGACUCAUCGAGUUAGCAAAGAGAACCUCUCCUUGACUCAACUCUUCUUUUGUCAUGACUUUGGACCGAGGUUCGAGUGCUCCACAGGUUACGAGUCGGCUCGCCUGCUCUCUCUAACUUUGGUGGGGAAAUUUGAACAUUUGAUCAGUUUUCUGGGAAAACUUUAUCACUGCGCCAGAGAUGUUUCGCCCCCUUCUGGGUGCUUCUUUUUUUCAGAAGGGCUUUGGUUCGCAGUUGUCUCGUCAGGGAGCUCCUUAGAUUAGCCAGGGGCCACUAAAGGCUGGUGGGCAGAGACCCCUCAACCUCCCCUGCAAUUAAUUAUUUCGGGGGAGGUGGGGGGGGGGGGGGGGGGGGGGGGGGGCGGGAGUCAUUUCCUCUUCUGCAGACUGAUCUUAUUGAAGCAAACGACAACAACCCACCGUCAAUAAUAAUAAAAAACAAAACCUUCUUUCCAUAUCUUCACAUGUCAUCAUCCAACACUGCAGUGAUUCACAUCUCCUUCCAGAUUUGCCAAAAUGAAUGGAGCGAGAGACGUCUAAUAAGCAGAAAAUGUGAAAGCAUAUGUUCUGUAUCUUUCUUUUCCAAUUUUGAUAAUAAAGACAGACAGUACGAUGAUUUUAUAGGAAAUCCAUACAAGUCCAAACAUGUAGAGGAUGUGGGAGGUAUUGGUCAUCAUGAGCUCUAGAGCUACAUGCUAUUGUUAUGAUGCUUCUGGUCUUGUAUGGUAACUUAUUUGACUAGAUCAACAGCAUGGGAUCUUUCUGUAGUUAGUCCUGUGUGUGUUCCUCUCCCCAGUCUCAGUAGGAAGGCUGUACUUCAUUGCUAAGUGCUCUAUAAUAGAUCUCUUGGUGAUUACAAUUUCAUAAAGAAGCAAAACUUGCAGAAAGUGUAUCCUGCUGAAACUAACUUGAUCCUCUCUUUAGCAAUGACGUCUAUAUUUGUAGUUCACAUAUAUGCCUGUUCAAAUACAAUAUCUUGACAGUUGUUAUAUUUAUGUUGUGUAAUAAGUGUCGUGCUGAGUUUUUACUUUUGUUUUAUCUAACUUUUUGUUUUUGUUUUACAUUGUAUUUUUCUUUUAAUUUUUAGAGGCACAGUGGGUGGCUUUAUGCACAGUCAUGGAAAUGUAAAAGAUGUUUUUGUUUUUUUGGUUUGUACUGUAACAACUCAUUCUGUUUCAGAGCUUCUGACAGUUUUUGUCUCUGGCUGCUUGACAUCCUGCAGACUCCUGCCCUAAAUCUCUUGUGUUAUUGUGCCUCUCUCUUUUUCUUUCUUAUUUUUUAAAUCAUUCUUUCUCUGUUGUAUCAGCCGGGAGUUGAUACCACAGCUCUGCUUGUAACCACAAUAGUCUGAUUAUGUUCAUUGAUUUAAAUAUCAAAAUAAUAAAACCAUUAGCACACCA
This is a messenger RNA of Cottoperca gobio, 12445 nucleotides long. It is a transcript of the gene crebrf, whose product is annotated as creb3 regulatory factor. The record is from RefSeq and is a predicted model, not a curated record. Bases 386 to 2587 code for a protein of 733 amino acids. The transcript has 10 exons. Gene Ontology annotation, biological process: response to unfolded protein; regulation of transcription by RNA polymerase II. NCBI's taxonomy places the organism in Eukaryota, Metazoa, Chordata, Actinopteri, Perciformes, Bovichtidae. Gene Ontology annotation, molecular function: RNA polymerase II transcription regulatory region sequence-specific DNA binding; DNA-binding transcription factor activity, RNA polymerase II-specific. Gene Ontology annotation, cellular component: nucleus.